CUAGGCACAGCUGAAUAUCUGACGACGGGGAUGAUGGCUGGUUGCGGUAAAGUGCCCUCGACUGCGCCACAGCAAAAGCUACGGUCCGUCGCAUCUCCAGCGCGUCUCUGUGAUUGUGCAUUGUGCAUUGCCCUAUUCCGGCUUGCCAGUCUUUUCUGUCACUUCUGCCCCUGCGUACCUAGUAUCAAGUCAAGUUCUUCUCCUGUGUAACUUACGUGUAAGGCUGGCCCCUCCUGCUUGGUCCCACCUUGGAAAUCUCAGGGCGCGCCACAUCAGGGCUGUGUAGAAUUUCUGACCGUUGUGGCAAUUCGAAUCUAAUGUCACAAUAUUAACAACU
Amorphotheca resinae ATCC 22711 is the source of this 337-nucleotide messenger RNA. RefSeq lists its product as hypothetical. The record is from RefSeq and is a predicted model, not a curated record. Bases 31 to 210 code for a protein of 59 amino acids. The transcript has a single exon. Lineage: Eukaryota; Fungi; Ascomycota; Leotiomycetes; Helotiales; Amorphothecaceae.